Punica granatum (pomegranate) is the source of this 1556-nucleotide messenger RNA. The record is from RefSeq and is a predicted model, not a curated record. NCBI's taxonomy places the organism in Eukaryota, Viridiplantae, Streptophyta, Magnoliopsida, Myrtales, Lythraceae.
UCCCCCCCCCCCCCCCCCUCUCUCUCUCUCUCUGCCUUUGUCUCCUUCCAUACAAAACCAGAAAAGGCGACCAAUUCGACGACGGAUCUCGCGGCUUCUCCAGCUCAGAGAGAGGGGAAGAGAAAUGGACGGAGGGUCCUCGUCGUCGUCGGGGACGUGGAGUUCGCCGGACGAUGAUGAGCCCAAGCAGAGACCGGGAGACUCGGACCCCGGGAGGAAGAGUAAGAAGAAGACCGGGCUCGGGUGGAUCGAGUGGCUCCGGGGAUGGUGGUCCGUGAUUCACGAGUGCCUGUUCCAGAGAAUCCUGGCGAGCCACCUCCAGAACCCGCUCCCUCUGCCUCCCGUCAACGAGCUCACCUGCAUUGUCACCGGAUCCACCAGCGGCAUCGGCCUCCAAAUUGCCCGACAGUUGGCAGAAGCAGGGGCUCAUGUUGUCAUGGCAGUGAGGAAGCCCAAGGCGGCUCAGGAUCUGAUCCAGAAGUGGCAGAAUGAGUGGUCCGGCAUGGGUCUCCCUCUCAAUAUUGAGGUGAUGGAACUUGAUCUUCUUUCCUUGGAUUCUGUGGCUAGAUUUGCUGAAGCAUGGAAUGCUCGAAUGGGGCCUUUGCAUGUCCUCAUUAAUAAUGCAGGGAUUUUUUCUAUUGGAGAACCACAAAAGUUUUCAAAAGAUGGCUAUGAAGAGCACAUGCAAGUGAAUCAUCUUGCUCCAGCCCUUCUGGCGAUAUUGCUUUUGCCAUCUCUAAUCCGGGGCUCUCCCAGCAGAAUUGUUAAUGUAAAUUCUGUGAUGCAUUACGUUGGCUUUGUUGAUGAUGAAGACAUGAAUGUUGUAUCUGGGAGAAGAAAAUAUUCAAGUCUAGUGGGUUACACCAGUAGCAAGUUGGCACAGGUCAUGUUCAGCAGUGUCCUGCAUAAGAGGUUGCCUGCUGAGGCUGGCAUUAGCGUGUUAUGCGUAUCUCCUGGAGUAGUGCACACUAAUGUUGCAAGGGAUCUUCCCAGAAUUGUUCAGGCUGCUUAUCAUUUAAUACCCUACUUUAUCUUCAGCCCUGAAGAAGGUGCCAGAAGUUCACUCUUUGCGGCGACAGAUCCUCUGGUCCCAGAAUACUGUGAAUUGCUAAAAUCAGAUGAUUGGCCCGUCUGCGCUUUCAUAUCUCAAGAGUGCCGCCCAGCAAACCCUUCUGAAGAAGCACACAACCUCGAAACCUCUUACAGAGUAUGGGAAACGACUCUGGAAAUGGUCGGCCUUCCUUCUGAUUGUGUAGAAAAGCUUAUCGAAGGACAGGAUGUUAACUGCCGAUAUGGAGGAGCUCAUUAGUGGUCAUCAUCUCCUUUUACAAUGGAAAUGUAUACAUUUUAGUCUACUAGGUUCGGGUACUUUUCUAUUUUCGUCCACUAACUUUUUUUUUUUUUUUUUUUCUUCUAUUUGCAUCCAGUACCUUUCGCUGCUUUUAUAUAUUAGUUCUUCAGUUACUCUUUUUUUUUUUUUCUGUUAAACGCACGUAUUUGUAAUAUUAUAAUGAUUUAUAUAAGUGAAAGUUGAACUGGCUGGAUCAAAUUCUCAA